UGAUGAAAAAAAAGGAAGAAAAAGAGUCAGAGUCAUAUAACAGGCUUCGUUGAUAGAUCAGAGAGAGAGAGUGAAAGUGGAAUGGCGAAAAAGGCAGUUUUGAUCGGAAUCAACUACCCGGGAACGAAGGCGGAGCUGAGAGGGUGCGUAAACGACGUGUGGAGAAUGCAGAGGUGUCUGGUGGAGCGAUACGGGUUCUCCGAAGACGACAUCACCGUUUUGAUCGACACGGACAGGUCGUACAAGGAGCCAACGGGAAAGAACAUUCGCACGGCGCUCACCGCGCUCGUCCGAUCGGCGCAGCCUGGUGACGUGCUGUUCGUGCACUACAGCGGCCACGGCACGCGCCUCCCCGCCGAGACCGGGGAGGACGACGACACUGGCUACGACGAAUGCAUUGUUCCCUCUGAUAUGAAUCUCAUCACUGACGAUGAUUUCAGGGACUUUGUUGAUGGGGUCCCUAGAGGAUGCAGGAUCACAAUUGUGUCUGAUUCUUGCCACAGUGGUGGCCUACUUGAAGAAGCUAAGGAACAGAUAGGAGAGAGCACAAAGGGAGAGGAUGAACAUUCUGGCUCUGGCUCUGGCUCUGGCUUUGGAUUUUCUAGCUUUCUACAUCGGAAGGUGGAAGAUGCCAUCGAGUCUCGCGGAUUCCAUGUCCCUUCAGCAUUACGCCACCAUGGUGAUGAAAAUGAAGAUAGGGACAUUGCACUUCCACAUGGGGACUAUGGCUAUGUAAAGAAUAGGUCUUUGCCCCUUUCAACUCUGAUUGAUAUACUGAAGCAGAAAACGGGGAAAGAUGACAUUGAUGUUGGGAAACUGAGACCAACCCUCUUUGAUGUGUUUGGGGAAGAUGCUAGUCCUAAAGUGAAGAAGUUCAUGAAUGUGAUUUUAAACAAGCUCCAACAAGGAAGUGGUGAAGGUGGGGGUGGAAUAUUGGGGUUAGUGGGUGGUCUUGCCCAAGAGUUUCUGAAGCAAAAGCUUGAUCAGAAUGAUGAGGGGUAUGCAAAGCCUGCACUGGAGACACAUGUAGAGAGUAAACAUGAGGCAUAUGCUGGAUCAAACAAACACGCCCUUCCGGAUGGUGGGAUUCUGAUGAGUGGUUGCCAAACUGACCAAACUUCUGCAGAUGCAAGCCCUUCUGGGAAUGCUUCUGGUGCUUAUGGGGCAUUCAGCAAUGCAAUUCAGGCUAUAAUUGAGGAAAGUGGUGGUUCAAUCACAAACCAUGAGCUUGUUUCCAAGGCAAGAGAGAAGCUGAAGAGGGAGGGUUUCACUCAGAAGCCUGGACUCUAUUGCAGUGAUCACCAUGUUGAUGCUCCUUUUGUGUGUUGAUCAUAUGUUCUCAUGUGAUGCUUUGAAAGAGAGAAUAAUGUGUGCUGUUUAUAGUAUGCUUGUGUAUUGCUGUAUAUGUCUUUGGAAAAUCAAGUUAUUGUUUUCAUACUUUUUUAUCAGGUAUGGACUAUUCUUGUGUCUUGGCUGAUUAGAGCAUUGUGGUGACUUUGCUGCUACAUAAUCAUUGUGCUGGGAGACCAAAUUAUCAGAGCAAGGCUAUAUUCCAAACCAAAGAUUUCGGCUCUGAAUACAUUCCAUGUACGUGAAUUUAUAUUUAUUAUAAAAUAUGUAGUUACUUUUUGUGUGUCGUUUGAAAUAUAAUAUUUCUUUAGUGAAA
Molecule: messenger RNA, 1666 nt
Organism: Cajanus cajan (pigeon pea)
Lineage: Eukaryota; Viridiplantae; Streptophyta; Magnoliopsida; Fabales; Fabaceae
Product: metacaspase-4
Biological process (GO): proteolysis
Cellular component (GO): cytoplasm
Molecular function (GO): cysteine-type endopeptidase activity
Source: RefSeq, a predicted model, not a curated record